AGCGGCCGUGUGGAGGAGGGUGGGUGGGUGGUGGUGUCCGCCUUGCGUGCGUCUUGAGCGUGUGCGCGUUACACUGUUUGCUGCUGCUACAGCUGCUGCUGCCGCCGCUGCUGCUGCUGAUGAUGAUGAUGCUGAUGGUGGUGGUGGUGGCAGCGGUGGUUUCAGUGUUCAAUGCAGCUUCAUAGCCCAGCUGGUGGCGACGGUCGGAACGUUUUGAAUCGAAAAAGAUUGUCAAGCGCGUAUUUGUUGCCUGCAGAUUUCUGCGCUGCGUUUGAAAUAUUUUUCACAUUCGGCGGCGAGAGGCUGGAGAGAGCGAGAGAGAGGGGCGAGAGAAUAAAUCAUUCUUUAUUUUCUUCAACUCUCACCAAGAAGCUCGACUCGAGAUUGAAAGUACAGUGAUAACAAUUCGACUCAAACGUCUGUUAUGUGUGCGACUGCGACCGCGUUAAGGCUACGACAUCGCGCGAUUUUCUAUUCGCAACUUGCAACAGAAUUCAGCGUAGAAGAUCGGAAGCAAACGUUUUAGACGUUUCUUUUAAGUGUGGAUUUUUUUUAUUUUUGUACCAUUCGAUGCGACGGCCGUGAGUAAAUCUCAGGCCGCUGUUUUGCACAUCUGGCAAGAGAAGAUACGAGCGAGACAAACAGAGAGAGAGAGACAGACAGAGAGAGACACAGAGAGACGCGCGGUGGGGAUGAUUUUACGAGCGAGAUAACAUCGUAAGGGUGUCAACAACAUACAACAAGCAACCAACAACAGCAAGAGUACAAUCCGAUACAACGCAACUGGCUCUCGUGAUGUUGAUGCUUACGAUGACGAUGAUGAUGCUGAAGAAGGUGCAGCUGCAGAUUGACACUAAGAAAUGAUUUUGAGGAAUGCGUAAAUUACAUGCGUCGGACAGAUUGAGAGCGACGGCUGACCAGAACUCUAGUUUGUAAAGCAAACAAUCACCUUAUAUUAUCAUCAUUAAUUUUAAUUAACAAUUGCAAUGCUGCUGCAAUAUAGGGGUUGUUAACAGGCAACUACAAUCAAAGAGAGAAGGUUGAUACGUUGUAAAGAAAUGAGUAUUAUUGAUACCAAAUGGUAAAAAUUGUUGACACUAAAAAUUGCAACAGCUGGAAGAAUAUUUAUUUUCUGAGAGGAGACUGCAAACUCGACGGUUCGUGACCAUACCCAAAGCUGGGAAUAAAAAUAUUUGUUUUGGUAAAAAAUAUUUAAAGCAGACGACCAAUUUGACAGUUAACAACAUAACGAGGAUACUAUUAUUAUUCUUCAUCAACACGUUCUAUAAAGAAAACUAGAGUCUCUCUCUCGUGAUUAUAAUCUGUACGCGCAAUUAUAUUGCUCGUGGUAUUGGACCGAAGAUCUCAUCCGAUUUUACGCCGUCAUUAAAUUCCCGAUCGUUGAUUUUUCCCAACAUCAACACGACAACAUCAACAACCCCAACGCACGCGCGUCGCUAACAGCACUUGCCCCAACAGUCUGUCGAGGCUACACGAGUGAGGUGGGGGGGGAGGUCUUUGUCUUUGUUGCGGGGGGCAACCACCACCUUCUCCUCUGCCCGUGCUACCGCUGGACCGUCGCUGCUGAUAGCGCAAAAAAAAGUCGAAACUUCAAUUUACAACCGACCCCCCCCCCCCUUCUCGAGCAGCCACUAUCGACCGUGCUUAGCUCACCUCCUCAACUCACCCGCUCCACCGCCUCGCUCGCUCGCUCGCUCACCAACCAGCCCACUCGCCUGGUUUCUCUACCGUACAGCAUCGCCAUCAACAGCAACAGCAGCGGGACAACAGCGGGCAACAGCAGCCCCCCUUGGCGGUGCCGACAACUGAUGUACUCGCCCGCAGCCUGCUCGCUCCCGUCGCCGGUUCCAUCUCUUGCUCACCAAAACUACUCACCCACCCACCCGACUCGCUACCCUACCUACCCACCACCACCAUCGCCUGACGACUCGCCUAGAGCGCAGCCGCUCAGCUGGCCCCCGGCGACGGCUCAGCACUCCUCGAAGCGAUUUGUUGAGGGUGGUCCCGAGGGUAAAAUCCUCUUCCACUUGACCAGGGGGGCAAAUGUUCUUCGCCAACUGCGUGAAGACCUCAGCACCACCUCCACGAACGACAGCAGCAGGAUCAGCAGUGACAGCAACAGCAGCAACAGCAGCGAUAGCAGUGCCCGGCGAUCGAGGGAGGUGGACCCCCACAGCGCAAUGCACAAGUCCACCUUCUACGACUUCUCCUUCUACCAAGGUGGAGGAGGAGGUGGAGGUGGAGGAGGAGGAGGUGCGAACGGAUACGUGUACGAGCCGUCGGCCCAGACCUACGUCGGCGCGACCUCCCAGCACUCGGGGCCCGAGUACGGCCACUCGGCGUGCUCCCUGCAGCAGCAGCAGCAACAGCAGCAGCAGCAACAGCAGCAGCAGAGCUCCGGCUCGGCGGGCGCGGUGCCCGCCCUCCCCAAGGCCGGCGACCUCGGGGGCAGCUGCAUGCGGUCGAGCAACGGCGGGCAGGCCACGCUGCCCACCACGGGCUUGCCCGACAAGCAGGGUUGCGCUCCGACGCCGCUCUCCACGCCGCCGCCGUCGUCCGCCGCCCCCGCGGCUAACGGCGGAGGGACCGUGGGCAGCAACGGGAGCGGCGGCGGAGGCGGUGGUGGAGGCAGCGGCGGCGGUGGAGGUGGCGGUGGAGGGAAUGGAACGGGCGGACAGAAGGGGGUGGCAAGCAAGCCGUUUGCGGCGUCGAAUCUGGGCAACGCGCCGAGCCUCACCAAGCAGGUGUUCCCGUGGAUGAAGGAGUCGCGGCAGAACGCCAAGCAGAAGAAUAGCUCGCCCUUGCCAGGAGAGAACUCGUGCGGUGGCAGUGGCGGCGGAGACAAGAGUCCGCCGGGAGGUCCCCCGUCCAAGCGGGCGCGCACCGCAUACACGAGCGCCCAGCUGGUGGAGCUCGAGAAGGAGUUCCACUUCAACCGCUACCUCUGCCGGCCACGCCGCGUCGAGAUGGCCAACCUGCUGAACCUCACCGAGCGCCAGAUCAAGAUCUGGUUCCAGAACCGGCGCAUGAAGUACAAGAAGGACCAGAAGGCCAAGGGCAUCAUGGGCUCGCCGGGCGGCGGCCACUCGCCGAGCCGGAGCCCCCAGCUGAGCGGGGUCGCCGGAGGGUUGCCCGGCGGCUACGGCAACCCCCUGCACGGUUUGGGCAACGGCGGCCUCAUGGGCGGCGGCGGCGGCGUGGUCGGAGGAGGCGGCGGAGGCAUCGGCAUCGGCUACGACGUCAGCUCGCCCACGUCGUUCCCCAAGUCGCACCACAGCGCGUACGGCAUCCACACGGGCGCGUACGGAGCGGCGCUCACAAACUGCCCGCCGACCCCCAAGCGCUACGGCGGGGCGCCCAUGGUGCCCGACUACGGCUCGCACCCCUUGCAGGGCGCCGACGGCUUCUGCGGCGGCGGCGGAGGCGGCGGAGGCGGUGGAGGCGGCCUGCAGCAGGCGGGGAGCCCCGUGUACGUGCAGGGAGGCGGAGGGGGCGGAGGUGGCGGCGGCUUCGUGGAAUCGGCCGGACCGGCGAUGUUUAAUCUCUCUCACCUCCCGCCGCCGGGGCAUCACCACUCGUCGCCCGUCACUCUGGAUUUUAACGGACAGAUAAGCGGCGGGCACCAUCCGCACGCGGCCUGUAACCAGCAUCCGACUUACACCGACUUGUCGACGCACCACCCUCCACCACCGGGCCUCCAGGAUGUGCCCAAACUGACGCACCUGUAGCGGCGGGGGGAUGGAGGAGGACGCGGAGAAGGUGUGCCCGAUGAGACUCAGUGGUUUGGAGUUUGACUCCAGGGUUGUUGUUGUUGUCGUUGUUGUUGUCGUCGUCGUCGUUAUUGUCGUUUGAUGUUGUUGUUGAUGUUGCUGUGGGGGUAGGGGUGGGUGUAGGAUGGGGGUGUAGGUUAGGUUGGAUGAGUGGUGGUGGUUGUGGUGGUCGUGGUGGUGUUGGUGGACAAGUGAGACAGUGGUGGUGGUGGUGAUUCACCUGUGAUAUGUAAACAGUGGAGAGUGCGUGUGUGUGUGUGACAGGGAGAGUGUAUGAGAGUGUGUGUGACAGGGAGAGUGUAU
Messenger RNA from Petromyzon marinus (sea lamprey), 4094 nucleotides. RefSeq names its product homeobox protein Hox-A3-like. NCBI's taxonomy places the organism in Eukaryota, Metazoa, Chordata, Hyperoartia, Petromyzontiformes, Petromyzontidae. Gene Ontology annotation, cellular component: nucleus. Gene Ontology annotation, biological process: embryonic skeletal system morphogenesis; anterior/posterior pattern specification; regulation of transcription by RNA polymerase II. Gene Ontology annotation, molecular function: RNA polymerase II cis-regulatory region sequence-specific DNA binding; DNA-binding transcription factor activity, RNA polymerase II-specific. The record is from RefSeq and is a predicted model, not a curated record.